Mollisia scopiformis is the source of this 1200-nucleotide messenger RNA. RefSeq lists its product as uncharacterized. The record is from RefSeq and is a predicted model, not a curated record. The transcript has a single exon. The coding region runs from base 416 to 1075 and encodes 219 amino acids. Lineage: Eukaryota; Fungi; Ascomycota; Leotiomycetes; Helotiales; Mollisiaceae.
CCAGAUUCUGUAGCACGAGGUGCCAUAGUGUAAAGCGAGUAAGAAGCGGGGACACUCAACAUUCACCCAUCAGCAGACGCACAGCAAAAUACAUCUGACCACGAUUUGAGCACCAUUUGCUCUCUUCCAAGCAUUUACGACAAUAGGAAAAUGAUAUCUGAAUAUGACGUUAGACAAAGCGGGAAUUUGGCCGACAUUGCAAAGUAGUUAAAAGUCUGUGGGCGCGACCUUCUCAUCAUGCUGCUUUUUUGUACGGAAAACAAUCGGUCGAUACUACUAUACCACCCCUCUCGUGGACCUUCUUGAUUCGCGCAAAAUUCAUCGUCUUCUCUGAGUCUAUCAGUCGACCAAUCGAAAAGAAAACAUCCCGCCAUUAUAGUCGCCUCUCGUUGCACUUCGUCCCAAGGCAGCCAGCAUGACUUCUUAUAUAGGUUUGGUUCUAGGCAUUGACGGUGGGCCCGGAGGACCAGGUUACCCUGGUGGGAUAGGGGGAGACGGAGGUGAUGGAGGCGACAUAGAUUUCGAAGUUCCUGCGCAUACUGAGAUAGGGGAGGCGAAAGGAGGGGAUGGUGGACGAGGAGGCGACGGGUUCCAUCCGGGGCAUGGGGGCGCCGGAGGGAUUGUAACGGUUCCGCCUCUAGUGAAGAGUAAGGUACAAGGGAAAAGAGGUGCAGAUGGAGCAGUUCCAAAAGGUGCUACUGGCGGUACUGGAGGCAACGGGGGGAAAGGGGGCCACGUGACAAUCAGAGUGGCUUCUUCUUCUUCUUCUUCCAGUCAUGGGGCAGCACCACACGCGACUCUCCACGCUGUAACACCAGCUCCCGUGGAUAAGUGGAAGGCGGGGAAAGGAGGCAAGGGUGGCAAGCCGGGGAAGGAUUUCGGGGAAUGGAAGGGCGGAAAGGGCGGGAAAGGAGGGAGGGGAGGGAACGCGGUUGUGGCUUGGCAUGCCACAAAAGGCUGGGUCGGAAAGGAUGGGGAAGAUGGAGACCCCGGGCAGGAUGGGAAAGAUGCCACGCAUGGGAAGAAUGGGGCUGAUGGAGCGGCAGGGAAAGACGGGAAAGAUGGGAAAUUGUAAAUGGACAUUGAAUUCUGUUAGGUCGAAGUUGAGUGUUGCGGAAGCUAAGGCCAUGUGUAUGGAGGUUCCAACUUAAGUAGUGCUUAAAAGCCCUCUAGGGGCUCCGCUUCCUAUAGAUAUCAAUG